Molecule: messenger RNA, 3172 nt
Organism: Nilaparvata lugens (brown planthopper)
Lineage: Eukaryota; Metazoa; Arthropoda; Insecta; Hemiptera; Delphacidae
Product: protein PFC0760c
Exons: 4
Coding region: 17-3142 (1041 amino acids)
Source: RefSeq, a predicted model, not a curated record
UUCCUCCGCGGUGUAAAUGAUUUCUAGCUGUCAACACAUAACAUUCACAACAUCGCACAACACACAGAACACACUCAAAACAACACCCGGCCAACUUUCAUGCAAGGCACGUGACAUGUUUCUCUUGACAAUCAUAUUUUUGACUUUGGUUUUCAUUUUUGUAAAAUCUCUAGACAUUUCCCAGGAUGUCCUGCAGUUACCAGCGAUUCCGGAAGUAACAUCAACUCAAAUUAGUAUCAGUCAAUCAGUUAAUAAUGCUCCUCAAUGUCAAGUCGCUGUUUCAUCAGAAGCAGGAGAUAAGGGGGUCUUACUAUUGAAUGAAACAAAUGUCUCAAACCAUCACUUGAAUGUAGAGAAGACAGUCUCCGAUCUAGAAUGUAGCAGAUCAAAUAACACAGGAAAUGUUGCCGUUGAACUUCAUGAGAGAAACUCAAUCAAUGAUCCACUAACCAAGUCAGACCAGGAAGAUCAAGUUUGUACAGAAUACAAUAAAUCAGUUGAUGAUGAAGAUGAUUUAAUCAACGAAAUCUACUCUGUUGGUGUCUCUGUUAAGGAAUCAAUAUGUAAGGGUCUUUUAUCUCAUCAGAAAUCUUCAGAAAGAUCAACUGUUGAAACCAGCAUUUCAAACAACAAAUGUGUCAUUGACAAUGUAUCAGACAGUGACAAUGAAACCAGAAUCACAAACAACAAAUGCAUCAAUGACAAUGUAUCAGACAGUGACAAUGAAACCAGAAUUACAAACAAAAAAUGUAUCAAUGGCAAUGAAUCAAACAGUGACAAUGAAACCAGUAUUACAAACAACAAAUGCAUCAAUGAUGUCCCAAUUGACAGUGAAAAUUCAACCGAAGGGUCAGCUUUGGAAUCAUUGAGACGGAUGCAGGUGAUAUGCAGUGAGAUGAGAGAUGCUCUCAUGAGCGCAAGGAUGGGAUCUGAUAGAUGCACAGAUUCUUGCGAUCGUUUCGGAAAUCAAAAUUGUGACCUUGACCUUGAAAGUUCGGCCUCUAAAUCAUCAGUAGACACAACCAAACACAGCCACACAAGUAUCACACAUAAAUCUACCUCCGACAUAAAUCCAAUAGAUGAAACAAAUCAACCUCAGGUACAACUUAAUGAUAAUCUCCAACAAGAACAACAGAAAAUUUCCGAGGAUGCAAUGAAAGAUGAAAGUCAACAAUUGGGGGUUACUGAUUAUUCGACAAAAGAUGGAGGAAGCAAUCAAUUGGGAGUCGAAGAUCAUCUGGAAGAUACAGGAAGACAUCCACUGGAAGUAGAUGAUCAGCUAGUACAACUUAAUGAUAAUCUCCAACAAGAGCCACAGGGAAAAUCCCAGAAUGCAAUGGAAGAUGUAAGUCAACAAUCGGGAGAAACUGAUUAUUCGACGAAAGAUGGAGAAAGCAAUCAAUUGGGAGUUGAUUAUCAUCUGAAAGAUAGAGGGAGACAUCCAUUGGAAGUAAAUGAUUAUCUGAAGCAAGAUGAUAGAAAAGUUUUAGAAACUGAGCAAACAAUUAACAUUUUUGAACCCACAGACGAUUUUGAAAUGGAGCCAUCAAACAAUAAAGCUAGUUAUGAUAAUGUAUUCGUUGAUGGAGCUGAAAUUCUUGAGACAUUGGGAGAUACAAGUAAUUCUGUGGAUAAAUUGGAUUUGAAAUUUGGAAGUGUUGGCGAGUCAGAACUUACAAAAAAUAAUGAUGAAGACAGGUCUGAAAUUGGGAAAAAAGAUAAAUCAGGUAUAGAAAUUGAAAGCGGUGGAAAAUCGGAACUUCCAAAUGAUGACAAAGAUGUAAUCAAGGGUGGGGAUAAAUCAAUUAUGGAACUAGAAAGUGAUAGAAAAUCAGAAAUCACAAAUAAUGACAAAGAUAUAAAUAAGCUUGAGGAUAGAUUAUAUAUAAAACUUAAAAAUUAUGGAGAAUCAGAACUCACAAAUAAUGACAAAGAUACAAUCAAGGAUAGGGAUAAAUCAAUUAUGGAACUUGGAAGUGGUGGAGGAUCAGAACUCAAAAAUAAUGACAAAGAUACAAUCAGGGAUAGGAAUAAAUCAAUUAUGGAACUUGAAAGUGGUGGAGAAUCAGAACUCAAAAAUAAUGACAAAAAUACAAUUAGGCAUAAUGAUAAAUUAGACAUAGAACUUGAAAGUGGUGGAGAAUCAGUACUCAAAAAUGAUAACAAAGAUGAAAUUAAGCAUAGGGAUGAAACAAGUAUAGAAUCUGAAAGUUAUGAGAAAUCAGAACUCACAAAUACCAAAGAACGUGAUAUAAACGAUGAACCUGUUCUAGAAUCAAUGAUGAUGUCUGAUAAUGAUAAUGGGUUGAAUGAAAAAGAUGGAAAUGAGAUCUUCGGAAGAUGUAAUAAAAAUAAUUUGAUUGAUGGAAAUGAUCAUGUGCACUACAUGCACAGAGGUUCUAUAAACUCUUCUGGAUCCAUGGUUCGAGUUAAGAAAACCCCAAGCACAAUAUCUAUGUACGAAAUGGACGAGUUUUUAUUCUGGGAGAGGCUGAGAGAUGUGAUAGCACGCUGCCACAAGAAUGGUGAAUCGUAUUCCCAGAAUAUUAUAGAUUAUUACAGCUCGGAUUCGAAUAUCACAGAAAUUCAAGAGAAUUCGGGCGUUCAAUUUGAUGGGAUUAACAAGGAAAUCCAACUCAGCCAGUUCAAUCCAAGUAUUCAAGUUGAUCAAGGCAAAAACAGAAGGAUUGGCCUCAGCUCGCGGACAUCUCGGUAUUUGCAGAAUGAAAACACGUUUCCACGUCACAUAUUUGGACAGGAAUCGAUGAAUCGCUCUUUGGGACCUCUUGUGAUAUUCUUUGGUGAAGUGGAAAAGCCUGAAGCUUCAAGGGGAAUAGUAGAAGAGAAUAGAAAGGUGCCCAAUACAGAAUUAAUACCUUUCACUCAUGAUGGGUCUAUCCAUCCAAUGGAUGAAAUACGAUCCAAAACAAUGUCGUUUGAUACUCUACAAUCGGAUCAGCGCAAUUCCUCUAUCAGUGGCAACAGCAUUGGCUCUGAAGUAUGUGGGCGACUGAUAUGCUAUGACUCAUCUUCACAUUGCAUUGGUUCAACAAACUCUCAACAAGACAAAGGGGACAGAAACAAGAGAAGAUUUGACAAAUACUAUUCAGUGUACAAGAAAUUCGAAAACAGUGAACAUUGAGAUUUUUAAUAAAAUUUGAUUUGGAAAACA